Messenger RNA from Ixodes scapularis (black-legged tick), 8871 nucleotides. Its product is annotated as ankyrin repeat domain-containing protein 50. Gene Ontology annotation, molecular function: protein binding. The record is from RefSeq and is a predicted model, not a curated record. The transcript has 12 exons. Lineage: Eukaryota; Metazoa; Arthropoda; Arachnida; Ixodida; Ixodidae. Bases 507 to 4475 code for a protein of 1322 amino acids.
UUUAUUACAGUCCGUGUGUGCCCGUGUGUCAUCCAGCGUCUUCUCGUGUGCUCUUCGGUUCGUUUUCAUUUCGAGCCUCCAAUCGGAGGAAAAACAAGAGCGUAAAAAGUGCAACUGAGCCGCAGGCCUCUGUCAAAUCCCGCUUACGAAGGAACAAAAACCCCUAGGCGUCGACUAUGACAAGAGCCAAAGUCGGGCGAACGCGAUCGCGGUCGUGAGUGCUUCAUGGCGAAAACUUGGGAUGAACGUCGUCGCUCCUCUGCGGCUUGCUAUCGGCGGCACCGUCUUCAAGAAGUGGUUCUAUGACCGUUCGGCAGUGUAAAACGAACCAGGAAGGGGACGAUGACGUCUCCUAGCCGUCCGGCAGACGGCCACCCGAUCAAGACCUGGCGACGAAUACCGCCGACGGCACCGAAGGUGACGACGGACGUCCGGCGGCGGUCAGGGACCCCUCUGACCGGGACGUGGACCUCCAGGAGGCCAUCGACGACGUCGGCGGCCACGUCAUGAGCGGUAGCAGCCCGGAGGGCCCGGCGGCGGACGCCGAGGCGCCGUGCCAGCAGCGGCGUCGUCGGUUCUACUGCCGGGAGUGGGCCUUCAGCAAGCUGGCGCACUGCCUGGACCAGCGACCCUCGUCCAAGACGUGCGGGGCUCUGGUGGUCGGAGGACCGGGGUGCGGCAAGACCGCCUUCUUCCGGGAGAUGGUGGACCCGACGGGACCCGCUGGGGCAAGGCAGCACGCGCUGAGCCGGCGCCUGUUGGCCUACCACUUCUGCCAGGCCCACGACACGUCCACGCUGGACGUGUCCGGCUUCGUGCUGAGCCUGGUGCGACAGCUGUGCCAGCGCGGGGAGCUGCUGGAAGGCUACCAGGAGCGGCUGCGCGACGCCGAGGCGUCCGCGGCUCUGGAUGGUUCCCGCUGCGACCGGUGUCCCGACGAGGCGUUCAAGAGGGGCGUUUUGUUCCCGCUGCUCGAGAUCGAAGCGCCACCGCAGCCCUGCUUGCUCCUGGUGGACUCCGUCGACGAGUCGCUGCUCGUUCAGGCAAACGGAAACGCUGCAGGACCGUCUCAGCAUCAGCAACAACAACAACAGCAGCAGCAGCAAUCUUCGUCAUCGGGCAACGCGAGCAAGACCAUCGCCGAGCUGCUGGCGGCCCAUCAGCAGCUCUUUCCCCAGUGGUUGCUCCUGGUGUGUUCGGCGAGGAAGCAGAGCAAGACCAUCACGCGCAUGUUCACGGGCUUCAGGAAGAUAAGCCUGGACGACCUCCGCAAGGCGGCCGUGGUCCGUGACGUCCAGCAGUACAUCCUGAGCCGGCUGGACAGCGAAGAGUGCCUCCGGCAGCAGUUGAGCCGAGACACGGCCGAGGCCCUCAACCAGCUCCACAUCAAGAGCAACGGCUGCUUCCUCUACCUGGAACGCCUGCUCGACGGAGUCGCCGAGCGCUGGGUGACCCUCCGCGAGAUCCGGCACAUCCCGGGCACCCUGAACGGGCUGUACCUCUGGCUCUGCCAGCGCCUCUUCCUCCGACGCCAGUUCCCCAAGGUCCAGCCGAUCCUACACGUGCUUCUAGCCGCCCGGAAACCCUUGACCAUCGACGACGUCUUCCUGUGUCUGUGGACGCGCAACCAGGAGUUGACCAGGGAGGACUUCGGGCGACGGCUAGGAUUACUGUCGAGGGUUCUUGUCGAGCAAGACGGCAGCCUUCUCCUCUUCCACCACAGCUUCGCGGAGUGGCUCCUAGACGUGAAGCACUGCACGCAGAAGUACCUGUGCCACGCGUCAGAAGGGCACGCCAUGUUGGCCAUGAUGCAGACGGUCAAGGGUCCACGGCUGGCGCCGGCGGAAGUGCAAGACCUGGCGCAUCAUCUGCUUCGGCUUCCGCCGGUCGAGACGGUGAAGCCGUACCACCUCCCUCUGUGGGUGCUUUCGUCGGGGGUGCCGCUCGACCGUGCUUUCAGGCCGGCCGUCGGGAGUGCGACCGUGCCGCGGGACCCCGCGGUGCUGAGGCUGCUUUUGGAAGCCGGCGCUGAGCUCCCCAGCGACGACGAGUGUGCGGAAGUGUCGGAGACGGUCGGUGAUGACGGCGGUGCGGGCGUACUCGAGGAUCCCAUCGAGGCCAUGUUGGCCGCCGGUGGGUCCCUGGACGGCGUGGACGCCAACCUGAGGACUCUUCUUCAUACGGCGGCAUACGACGGCGACGUGGAGUUGGUCGCGCGGCUGCUGGACGCCAAGGCCAGUCUGGAGAUGUCCGACAGAAACGGUCAGACGCCGCUGAACUUGGCGGCGCGUCAGGGCCACGCCGAGGUGGUGCUGUUGCUGCUCAAGGCCGGUGCGGACCCGGACCACGCGGACAACGAGGGCUGGACACCGCUGCGGUCAUCGGCUUGGGCCGGACACUUGCAGGUUGUGGAUGCCCUACUGGACCACGGUGCCCAAGUGGACCUCGCCGACGCAGAGCAGCGGACGGCUCUCCGUGCGGCAUCUUGGGGUGGACACGAGGAAGUGGUCAGUCGCCUGCUAGCGCACGGCGCAGACGUCAACCGCGCCGACUGCGAGGGCCGCACCGCACUCAUCGCAGCCGCUUACAUGGGACACGCGGAGAUCGUCGAGCACCUGCUCGACGGGGGUGCGUCGGUGGACCACGCGGACGGCGACGGUCGGACGGCGCUCUCGGUGGCGGCGCUGUGCGUGCGUCCGUCGGAAGGGCACGUCGGAGUGGUCGCGUCGCUGCUGGAGCGGGGCGCCAACGUAGACCACACGGAUCGGGAAGGGAUGACGCCGCUCCUGGUGGCAUCCUUCGAAGGCCACCGGGAGGUCUGCGAGCUCCUCCUUGAAGGCGAGGCAGACGUGGACCACGCGGAUCACAGCUCUCGGACGCCGCUGUUUGCGGCGGCGUCCAUGGGCCACGCGGACGUGGUGAGCCUGCUGCUCUUCUGGGGCGCCUACGUGGACAGCAUCGACGCGGAGGGUCGCACGGUGCUCGCCAUCGCCGCCACCCAGGGGAGCGUGGAGGUGGUGCGGCAGCUACUGGACCGGGGCCUGGACGAGCUGCACCGGGACAAUGCUGGCUGGACGCCUCUCCACUACGCCGCGCUCGAGGGCCACGCCGAGGUGUGCACCCUGCUGGUGGAGGCUGGCGCGCUGGCGUCGGAGACGGACAACGAAGGACGCACGCCCCUGAUCCUGGCAUCCCAGGAGGGCCACACGGAGGCCGUGGUGGCCCUCCUGGAGGCGGGGGGACACCCCCCCGCGCUAGUGGACCACAGGGCGCACGACGGCAGGACCGCCUUCCGGGUGGCCGCCCUGGAGGGGCACAAGGAGACGGUGCACGCGCUGCUCAGCUACAACGCCGACGUCAACUACCAGGACGCCGACGGUCGCUCGACUCUGUACGUUUUGGCGCUGGAGGGGCGUGCCGAGAUGGCGGACUUCGUGCUGGCGCGCGGUGCGGACACGGAGGCGCCGGACCUCGAGGGCCGGACCCCGUUGCACGUGGCGGCCUGGCAGGGCCACUCGGACCUGGUGGGAUUGUUGCUGAGCCGGGGGGCCCGCGUGGACGCGCUGGACGCGGACCGGCGCACGCCGCUCCAGUCGGCCGCCUGGCAGGGCCACGCCCACGUGGUGCGGGUCCUCCUCGAGCGGGGGGCGCAGGUCGACCACAUAUGCGUGGAGGGCGCUACGGCCCUGGGAAUAGCCUCUCAAGAAGGACAUGAGCCCGUGGUUCGCGCCCUGCUCGAGUACGGCGCAGAUCCAUCCCACGUGGACCAGUGCGGGCGCACACCGAUCCGCGUCGCUUCCAAAGCCGGCCACCACCACGUCGUGAGGCUCCUCGAAGAGCAGCUGGCCACGGGCCGCACCGCCUCCACCAGCACCGCCUCCCUCGCAUCCGCGUCGACGGCUCCUUGCAGUGCGGUGCUCUGCCCCGAAUCCCCAGAGUCCACGGGCGACAAGAGACGGUCCAUCAUCUCGAACCGAUCCGACUCCAAGUCGUCGAGCAACCGGACCAGCUCGACCGCUCGUUCGCAGCAGAACGCCGUCUCUGCGGUCACGCCGGUGACCGUGCAACAGCUCAAGCAGACGGCGGAGUUCGCCACGGCCUCCGCUCUCGCGGAGGCAGGGGACGUCACGGGGCUGAGUUUCACGCAGCAGAUCCAGCAGUGCACGCGUUCGCGGCAUCGGGCCAGUCGCGUACUCUCGCCGCUCAACAGCGAGGGGCGGUCUCCCACGAGCCCACUCAACGACGCGCGGCACGUCGUGGUGCCCGUCCCGCCAAGGAGGGGCCCGCUCCCAGAGCUGCCGGGCUCGCAGGACGCGGCGGGACGCACUCGGCGCAACGGGAUCGUGACUAACCCUAACUGCAAGGGGAACAAGGGUGUUGAGAGUGCGGCGGAGCAGGUGAGGAGCAAGAACCUGGCGAACUACAGGGGGAAGGGCGCAUCGGGGAUACCGGUCAAGAAGGAGACUCCGCUGUGAACGUCUAGUGGUGCUAAGAGUGUCUCUCUGACGAGGGCAUCCGUGUCUCGGCGAGUUUGUCCGGGAGAACAAGUCGUGCAAAAACUGCAAGCUCGUGUGGCGGCUGGAGGAAUCUGCGCGGUUCGGAGACGUCUUCCAGGCUCGUGGAAGCUUUUUGGAACCACGGGGGCAGUUGGGCCGGGAACGAGUGUGCGAGGGAGUCGCGUUACGGCGGAAGCACCGGGUCCUGCAGACGAAGUAGGUAGUUUUCCGACCCGCCCUCCAAAACCGUUCAAAUAACCCCAACUUAGCAAAGAAACGCGGCACGUAUCGUUCUGGUGGUAGUUGUCGGAGCCUUCCACCCUGUGCAAGGGGCGUUUUGUGUGGCACGGGGAAGUCUGAUGGGAGUAGUGUCAUCCUCCUUUUACGAAUGCAAUGCUACAACUCUCUCUCAGUGUUAAAGAAGCCACCACAACCAACACUGCAGAGGAUUUGCAUAGAUGGUAAGCUUUAAUGAUCGCUAACUGCAGGAUGAUGGGGGGGGUCUCUCAGUCGUGCUUCCUCCAGCACGAGCUACAUGCCUCCGACGACAUUAUGCCAUCGCACAAGCUUCAGCGUGUCCGUGUAGGCAAGACAUCACGAAAGGCAGCGAAUCAUGUGGGAGGCAGCAUAUCUAAGACACCUCCCCAAUCACCAUCGGUCGCUGUAGGAAAGGUUGAUGUAUAUUGUAGCUGCCCCACCCCCUUGCGACAGUUUUUUGGAACUACUACAGGGAGCGUCGAACUUUGUCUAGAAACACAUUGCGGUGCCAGCAACACUGCUGCAUCUCUAGGACCGAGGAUGGUUGUUCCAUUCAACGAUGUAGCAAUGAAGAUCUCAUGCUGCCACUUAUCCCGUUGGUAUGAAAGGUCGCCCCUGUGGGAGUAGUCUCUGUGCCUUUAUUUAUCGGGCUUAGACGCGUCUCGGCUCGGCCCUUCCCCCUCCCCAAUAGGCCAGGGGUGGUGCGUAGCUUGUUUCAGGUACGCAAACAGGUACGCUAACGUGUUGUGCGAGAAACAAGAGUUGCAUCGCUCGCUAGGGUUUACGGACAACUUGGAGGAUAUGCAUAUGCACAAACUGGCUCGAGGUAUCUGGGCGGGUAGCAACACUAGACUGAUGUUGUGACAGCUGAUGAAAUGUUACCUCUGUAGGCAAAGAGAUUGUGGUAGUACGUCGGUUCUGGUAACUCGGCUCAAUGUAAUCGCCCGCCAUCGCACAUGCAUAAUUUGCGUGCUGCGUAAAAAGAAACAAUUUUAUGGCCGAUCAAGGCAGAACGAAUGGUUCCUUUGUAAAAUGUUUUUUAAGAACGCUUAGUUAACAUUUUACGCACUGUCGCAUUGAACAAUUUUUAGGGACUUACUCCAAGGUGCUGCUGUGUGAAACCAUUUUGAUGCCGAGUUUCUCAGUCUCUUGCUGAUAUUCUAUCGAGGACAGAUAGUUUGGUACAAGUCUUUUUUGCUUUGCCUGUAAUGAAGUGCUUCGUCAUUUUUUACACUUUUAUGCGGUUUUAAAUUAUUUUUUUUAAACGUUUGUAACAAAGAAGUUACCAGGAGACGGAACUUUGCUGGUUUCAUGAUUUCUGUCAGUGUUGCUGCCUGGAGUUCCCAACUAUUUAUGCUAAUUUAUCUUAUAUUUUUGCGUGCAGCGGUCAAAUACAGGGACGGUCGUGGCGCUGUCGCAGCGAAGUCUCGACUAGUUGACAAAACGAUUGUUUCAAGCUUGUGUAUUCUGGCGAAUUUUAUGGCUGCCCUGGUGUGUGCCUAGAUCUCUAAUAGAAACCCGUUCCUCCGGGCAGAGAAAGGACGCUUUGCCAACUUGUCUGCAACGCCGUCAUCUCAGUCUAGUCAACCCCGAUCUUUUGCGUUUUUAGACAACCGCGCAUGGCAGGUGUGUCGGAACGUGCAACUUUCCAUCGAGCGAAAUUGUUUUGGACGAAAGCAAUAGCGGUUGAACUGCAGAACCAAAUAGCAAACACUGGGCAAUACGGUAGCUAGCGGUAAUGGUGCGCGCUUGUUGCUUUAGCUCACUCAAUAACGGCCAGUGGGAAGACGGAAGUCUUAAGGUGUUGCCCAAGCGACUUUUGGCGGCGACCUCAUUGUUCAUCCGACAAUCAAAUAUCGGAUCUCUGUCCCCCUGUUGCGGCAAAAAGAAAAAAAAAAAGACGAAAUGCUUGUUGCAAACUCUAUUUUUGUUUAUGUUGUACGAAGGACAACGUGGCCGCUUUUCGUGGCUGGCACCAUGGCAUAGAGUUUCCCGUUCUACUGUGCUGCAUGUAAAGUGUCACUCCGAGUAUAUAUAUAUAUAUAUAUUUUUUAUUGUUUGCUCGUAAAAACUGCCAUUGCAUUGUACAGUUCGGUUUUGUUGCUUCUUUUUUUCAUUAAAUGAGAGCGAGCGAAAAGUUGAGUCAGUUGAGCGUUGUGACCGAGCGGAUGUUAAGUUCGGCGCUUACUGACUAUUGUCUGCCAAUCUAACACAGUACUUGUGAAAGCGAAAUAUGCCGCAUAACCAACACCUUUGAGUGGCAACAUGCAACGCUUCAUUCUGGGUGAGAAAAAGGAUCAGUCAAGACAUAGAGAGUUGACCCUAAAAUUUGUCAUUUUAAGGAUGCUUGUGCUCUUUGGGAGAAAGUACUAAUCAGGUGGUGCUGCAGUCUUUGUUCCCCACAUUUGUCCCGAAAGCCAGGCAUCUAUCUUUGUCCCCAGGAAAAGAAAAAAGGAAGAGUUUUCCGCAUACAUGUUUGCAAAUACGGCCUUAGGGCACUGCCUUCUUGCUCAGCUGGGGUGCGCUUGGGCGCGGCCAGAAUCCAAUUACGCCGCCUUAGCAAGGCGUCGUAAUCGGAAUACAACGUGCCCAAGCGCACCCCAACUGAGCGAAGUGGCAACGCCCCGAAGCGGUACUCGGAAACAUGUAUAGUUCAUAUGCUGCACAUAGUGAUUCUUGCAGGAUAUGGCUGUCAAAGAUUAUUCUUUUUUGAGUUUGAAACGUAUUUAAGUUAAAAUAACAAAUCAUUUCUUAAACGCACAAAUAAGUGUAUUUGAAUUCACUAUGUAAAGGGGCAGGGGGGAGAGUUUGUAAUACCCCAAAAAGAGCCAGACUGUUUUUUGUUUUUUUUAUUACACUAUUUGAGGUGGAAACAAAUCUGGAAACAAAGAACUGUUUUCAGACAAAACCAUCGUAGAAUUGCCUGGGUAGAUUUGGAGCAAUUCAGAGGCGUUCCACGCUCGCGCCUUAGGUGCGACAGAUGAGAGCGCAUGCUUGCACGGGCAAAAAAAUGCCAACAAAGAGCCCCAAAACUGCUCCAAAUUCACCGAGGGAGUUCCUCACAAGUUGUGGAACUAAGAGAGUCCAUGAUUUUGUUUAGCAUAUCAAACAGCAGCUGUAGCAUAGCUUGUUAGAAAGCUACUCCAAGCAGCCUCUGUGUAGCUCCAGAAAAGCAUGGUGCUGCAUGCGACGGCUGUACAAAUUUAAGAAAGAAUCUAGAUGUAUCGACAUUACCAAGGACUGUGAAGCAUGGGUUUUAGUUUGGCGCUCGGGGUAGAAGUGGUGGGUCGCAAUGAAAUGAAAUGGCAUGCGAUGAAGAUGGGAGCGUGACCCGCCAUUGUGCAUGGCGGUUCAUUUUGUUUUGUCGUUGAUACACCGAAAAGCAGAAGUGCAUACAUUUUCUAGAAAGACAACUAGGUUGUAAAUUUUUUUUAUCAUAAACAAACUUCGGAGUGGGGUUGAGGAUAAAAAUGGCCCGUAUAAAGUUGGAGUUAACGUUUUAUAAACAAAUAAAGGCUUCCGCGCGUCGAAAUGCUCUUAGAUUUGCGAGACGGCAUUAAAGUUUGCUUUAUACUAACUUCUGCAAUAGACCCAACGACUUUAUUCUAACUUAUGCAAUGGACCAACAUCGUCAAGCGUUCAGCACAAGUGCGACGCCACAACUUUAGUUCUUGGGAGACAAGUGGCAGUGUACGAGACGGAUCGUGCGGUCUCAUGCCGACUAUGCUAGAAGUUUGAAGACGUACGUCCACCACCAUUUUAAAACUGUGGCAAAUCGCACUUUGAACGAAGCAAUUUAGACGCACCAAACCGACUGCACAAUAAAAGGAAUGGUCCUGCAGAUCAGUACGAAGAGUCGGAGACCAAAUAAUCAUAAACUUGAGGCCGUCUCUCGUGGCACAAUUUAGCGCAGCUUUCCAACAACCAAACGAAGGCUUUGUCACGUGCUUCGAAGCCGAUAAUGUAUACCUUUCAAAACCUCGAAACUGGUCGAGCACCACAUUUAGCGCAUGUUGCGAUGUGUCGCGAGCAUCUGAAACGAAUAAGCUGUGAGCAGUUUCCAAGUUGUGCGAUUGGUGGAUUUUAGUUUUGAAAAAUAAAAUGCUUGUACAAAGGA